AGCGGCCAGCCUAGCAGCCCCCUGUGGAGGGUGGCCAAGGCCACCCAGCGCCGUUUCCCCCCAUUGUCCUCUUCCCGUCUGUCCCCUGUUCUCGCCCGAGGACCCGUGGCUCCCGCGCCUCCGCUUCGCUGGUGGUCGCCCCGGGUUGCGGAGUUCUUUUUGGUACACUCGACCCUCCAGCCAGCUGUUCCGACCCGCGCCACGGGCUCUCUAGCCACGGAGUUGCAUGCAUGACCCUUAUCCUGGGGUUUCGUUCACCGGGCGCAGAGGACCCCCCCCAGCCCUGGGCUCCUUGGGGACGGGAUGUUUGCACCUGAGGGAGCAGCAGUGGCGAUUUGGGGCCCAUUUUCUCCCAGGAGCUUUGUAUAAUGAGGGAAACUGAGGCACAGGGUCUGUGGGCUGUGACUGAGGUGUUGACACAGCCCCAUCUGCCUGUCUACCCCGCGCGCUCUUCAGUGUUCCGGGGGCAAUACCUGUGAUGCUGUUAAAAUAAAAGCAAGAAUGCAAACUAACCCUACGUUCACCCCCACCUCCCAAGUAUUUUGAUUUUCUUUUCUCCUCAUAAGGUCAUAAGUUUGCUCUGCAGCAUAGAAGAUGACCUUUUGAUUUUUAAAAAAGGCAUCCGUCCCAGUUCCCUUACUUAUGUUACCAUGUUUUUCACCUUGUCAUUUUCAAGCUAGAGAACCCAGGAUUCUUUUUUGCACCACUAGUCACUCUGAAGAGUCUGUACUUUCCUCAGAUAGUGGGUAUCAGGCCUUUCCCAUCUGUGGGGAGCACACUGACAGUAAAAGAUGCACCCUGGAUUGCCCAGUGUUGCAUUACUUGUUCGCUUACAGGCAAGCGCCUCCAAAAACUUCACUUAAAUUAGUGGAGAAUGCUUUGAAUGUAACAGCCAUACAGUGAUUUAAAAACAUGAGAUCUGAUUGAUACUAGUCCGAAAAGUACAUCUUUUAUUAUAAAUGAUAGUAGACAAGGUAGGCUUGGGACCACUUGGAAGAUCCUGGCAGACUAAGAUCUAUUGUUUGAAAUGACUACAUUUCUGCCAAAAGUGAAAAUAAGAUCUUUACACAGACUCCGAGAUAUUUAUGUAAAUACAGUGACUCUUGAGGAUUGUUGCCCGCUAGGACUUUGUAUACAAUGUCUCUUUUAAUACUCUUAAGUAUUUUCUCCCGGAGCCCAGGUUUUUGUAUUUCUUUACUGCAACAACUCUGUUGUGUGGACAUUCUGAGGGGGGAGAGAUACAUUUGUUUUAAACUUUGGAAACUUGUAGCCUGUAAUUUGUUUCUGAAUGUACAGAGCAUAAUGGCAGCGUCUGAGGUUGCUGGUGUUGUGGCCAAUGCCCCCAGUCCUCCGGAAUCUUCUAGUUUAUGUGCUUCCAAAUCAGACGAAGGUCUCCCAGAUGGUCUAAGCACCAAAGACUCUGCACAGAAACAGAAGAACUCACCCCUGUUGAGUGUAAGUAGCCAAACAAUAACCAAGGAGAAUAACAGAAAUGUCCAUUUGGAGCACUCAGAGCAGAAUCCUGGUUCAUCAGCAGGUGACACCUCAGCAGCGCACCCGGCGGUUUUAGGAGAAAACUUGAUAGCCACAGCCCUUUGUCUUUCUGGCAGUGGAUCUCAGUCUGAUUUGAAGGACGUGGCCAGCACAGCAGGAGAGGAGGGGGACACAAGCCUCCGGGAGAACCUCCAUCCAGCCACUCGGUCUCUUAAGGCAGGGUGCCAUACAAAGCAGCUUGCCUCCGGGAAUUGCUCUGAAGAGAAAUCCCCACAAGCCUCCAUCCUAAAGGAAGGUAACAGGGACACAGGCUUGGAUUUCCGACCUGUAGUGUCUCCAGCAAAUGGGGUUGAAGGAGUCCGAGUGGAUCAGGAUGAUGAUCAAGAUAGCUCUUCCCUGAAGCUUUCUCAGAACAUUGCUGUACAGACUGACUUUAAGACGGCUGAUUCAGAGGUAAACACAGAUCAAGAUAUUGAAAAGAAUUUGGAUAAAAUGAUGACAGAGAGAACACUGUUGAAAGAGCGUUACCAGGAGGUCCUGGACAAACAGAGGCAAGUGGAGAAUCAGCUCCAAGUGCAAUUAAAGCAGCUUCAGCAAAGGAGAGAAGAAGAAAUGAAGAAUCACCAGGUAUUUUUAAGACUUCCUGUAACAUACUUGGCUGACCAAUUUUGGGUUGUACUUUUGCCUUGGUGUCUCUCAACAAGCUUAUCUUUCUUCCUUAGUCUUGUUCUUGGUUUCUUAUCUUACAGAGAGGUGUGGGAAAUGGAACUGGAUAGACUCAAGAAUCAGGAUGGCGAAAUAAAUAGGAACAUUAUGGAAGAGACUGAACGGGCCUGGAAGGCAGAGAUCUUAUCACUAGAGAGCCGGAAAGAGUUACUGGUACUGAAACUAGAAGAAGCAGAAAAGGAGGCAGAAUUGCACCUUACUUACCUCAAGUCAACUCCCCCAACACUGGAGACAGUUCGUUCCAAACAGGAGUGGGAGACAAGACUGAAUGGAGUUCGGAUAAUGAAAAAGAAUGUUCGUGACCAAUUUAAUAGUCAUAUCCAGUUAGUGAGGAAUGGAGCCAAGCUGAGCAGCCUUCCUCAAAUCCCUACUCCCACUUUACCUCCACCCCCAUCAGAGACAGACUUCAUGCUUCAGGUGUUCCAACCCAGUCCCUCUCUGGCUCCUCGGAUGCCCUUCUCCAUUGGGCAGGUCACAAUGCCCAUGGUUAUGCCCAGUGCAGAUCCCCGCUCCUUGUCUUUCCCAAUUCUGAACCCUGCCCUUUCCCAGCCCAACCAGCCUUCCUCAUCCCUUCCUGGCUCCCAUGGCAGAAACAGCCCUGGCUUGGGUUCCCUUGUCAGCCCCCACGGUCCACACAUGCCCCCUGCCGCCUCCAUCCCGCCUCCCCCAGGCUUGGGCGGUGUUAAGGCUUCUACUGAAACUCCCCGGCCCCAACCAGUAGACAAACUGGAGAAGAUCCUGGAGAAGCUGCUGACUCGGUUCCCACAGUGCAAUAAGGCCCAGAUGACCAACAUUCUUCAGCAGAUCAAGACAGCACGUACCACCAUGGCAGGCCUGACCAUGGAGGAACUUAUCCAGUUGGUUGCUGCACGACUGGCAGAGCAUGAGCGGGUGGCAGCAAGUACUCAGCCACUUGGUCGCAUCCGGGCCUUGUUCCCUGCUCCACUGGCUCAAAUCAGUACUCCAAUGUUCUUGCCUUCUGCCCAAGUUUCAUAUCCUGGAAGGUCUUCACAUGCUCCAGCCACCUGUAAGCUAUGUCUAAUGUGCCAGAAACUCGUCCAGCCCAGUGAGCUGCAUCCAAUGGCGUGUACCCAUGUAUUGCACAAGGAGUGUAUAAAAUUCUGGGCCCAGACCAACACAAAUGACACUUGUCCCUUUUGUCCAACUCUUAAAUGACGGACCUGACUGGGGAGGAAGAAGAAGAGAAACUGAUGUGAACAGGAAGCGCGGGUUCAAGAUUUCUAAAACUCUAUAUUUAUACAGUGACAUAUACUCAUGCCAUGUACAUUUUUAUUAUAUAGGUAAUGUGUGUAUAGAAAGUCUGUAUUCCAAUGUUCGUAAAUGAAAGUAUGUAUAUUAUGCAGAAACAGUCUGUUCCCCCUCAUCUUGCAAUUCCUUUGGGGGAUGCAGAUUGUAGGGAAGAUGAUGUUUAGUUUGGCCUUGAAAUUAUGAUAUCCCUGCCCAGGGCUGUUUUCAAAUACAAUAUAAAAACCACCUAGGAACCUGC
Molecule: messenger RNA, 3727 nt
Organism: Cercocebus atys (sooty mangabey)
Lineage: Eukaryota; Metazoa; Chordata; Mammalia; Primates; Cercopithecidae
Gene: RNF214
Product: ring finger protein 214
Exons: 13
Coding region: 1138-3396 (752 amino acids)
Molecular function (GO): ubiquitin-protein transferase activity
Source: RefSeq, a predicted model, not a curated record